CUUAAAAAUGUCUGAAAUAGAAGAGCUCUAAUAAGAUUUAGCAGAAGUUUAAUAGGUUUUAGGAACAAUUAAACGUAAAGGCAAUAUAGAUUAUUUAAAUAAUAGAGUUAAAUAUUUAGAAAACUCUAUUAAAAUACUUACUCCAUAAAAGGUUGUGGAGCCUGAAAAAUAACAAGAAUAACAAUCAAAAGAUUAAGAUAUUCUUUUAUAUUAAGGAAUAACUAAAUAUGCUUGGGACUAAGAGGGGAAUAAGAUAAAAAUAAUUAUAAGCCUUGAAGGAAUAGGAUAAUUACCAAAAGAGAAUAUAAUUAGUUCUUUUUCAAUCAAUAGUGUUGAUGUUAAGAUUUAAAACUAUAAAGGAAUUAAUUAAAGGUAUACAUCCUAUAUGAAGUUAGAUUUGGUAUUAAAAAGACUUUUGAUGAUUUGAAAGAUCGAGAAUGUUCUGUUAAAACAACUAAUAAUUCUUUAAUCAUUAAUUUGAUAAAAAAGGAGAACAAGCAUUGGGAUUAAUUGGCAUUUAAAGAAAAAUUAGUAAGAAUUUUAACUAAUCAUAGAUCAACACUGAUACAUCAAAAGUAGACAAGGAUGACCCUUAAGCUUCUUUAAUGAACAUGAUGAAAGAGAUGUAUCAAAAUGGAGAUGAUGAUAUGAAAAGAACAAUUGCUUAGGCUUGGACAAAAUCUUAAUCAGAAAAAGGGUUUAAAUGAGAA
Molecule: messenger RNA, 710 nt
Organism: Paramecium sonneborni
Lineage: Eukaryota; Ciliophora; Oligohymenophorea; Peniculida; Parameciidae
Source: the annotation of a GenBank genome assembly